Messenger RNA from Dermacentor albipictus, 2806 nucleotides. Its product is annotated as neprilysin-1-like. Gene Ontology annotation, cellular component: plasma membrane. Gene Ontology annotation, biological process: protein processing. The record is from RefSeq and is a predicted model, not a curated record. NCBI's taxonomy places the organism in Eukaryota, Metazoa, Arthropoda, Arachnida, Ixodida, Ixodidae. Gene Ontology annotation, molecular function: metalloendopeptidase activity.
GACACGCGCCAGUGCGAAGCUACCGCUGGCGCGCCGAUCCUCAAACGCCUUGCAGCUGCAACGCUUCCACGACUGCAGCGGUGUUGGCCGGGACAGGCAGCGAUGGCCAAGGGUCGCUCGAGCAAGGGCCGCAGGCCGAUGUUCCACCCCGGCGAGGGGGGACCCGUGCAGACAGGAGCAGCUACCAGGAUGUUCAAGUUCGCACCCCACCUGCUCAAGGGAAAGGUAUUCCUCGGAAAAGAAGACAUCUUGCAGCUGCUGGGAAACGUGCGCAACGUGGAGGCCGUGCGCCAGUCCCGCGGGAUCUCGAGGCAAGCAAUUGUCAUCACGGUCAUGGCGGCCAUCUUCUUGGUGCUGUUCUUCGUGCUCUCUGUCUACGGAAUAUACAUCUCAGGACAGUCGCGAGAGUGGUACACUUGCUACACGACUCAAUGCAGCGAGGCUGCGGCCUACCUCAAGGUACGCCUGUUAGAAAAGGGCGCCGACGAGUGCAACAACUUCUACGAUUAUGUCUGCAACACCUGGUCACACCACCGAGCCUUCGCACAGUCCUUCAUCGAAGACCUCAAGGAUUCCUUCUGGAGCGGCGUGAACUGGACGCUGUUAAGCGCUGCGAAGCACCCGCCCCCUAGUCGGAGCGGCAUGCACCUGAUGUACGCGCUCUACAACAGCUGCUACCGAUUCAUGACUACUCGGAGGCCGGUGCCGGACCGGGUGCGCUCGGUUUUCGAGAAGACCAACGCGGCACGCUGGGUCACGGGAGCGAGCUACGCUGAACUCAUCAGGCAGAUGAUACACCUGGCACUGAGCCGUGGAAUUAUCACGGUCUUCGAGCUGAAGUUCACUAAGGUUGGCGACUCUGAUCUCCUGCACAUUAGCAAGGGCAGCUCCCUGCGGUAUAAAGCGACGCCAGUGACGAACGAGCGCAUCUACCACGACUACAUUAAGGAAGUGCUCCAGGUGAUCGGCUACAAGUCGCACCUGGAGGGCAGCUUUAGCUACGUGGACACCAUCGACCGCAGCGUGGAGGUCAAUUUCGCGAAGCCGUCACGAACAAAAUCGGCCAACUUCACAGAACUUGGCACGCUGGACCGUAGGGCGUCCGCGCAGACCUGGCUAGAACGCAUCAACAGCGACGUGGUACAGCGCCAUUGGCAGAAGGAGGAAUCCGAGAUCCUCGUCACGGGCUUCGAACAGAUCAAGACCGUCAUGGAAAUCGUGAUGGGUGGCGGCCUUCGCAACGCCACCGCCUACAUCACCGUGCAAGUGGUGAUGGAGGUGCUGCGUUAUGACUUCUUCCGGCGCUACGAGCAGCAGCACGCGCGCGACGUGGUCAUCAUGUGCCUGAACACGACGCGCCAGUUCCUGUUCUACACGUGGCCCACCCUGGUGGCCAACCUGACCAUCGACAACACGGCUGUUGAGGCGAGCCGAAAGCUGUUCGACGAUAUCCUGGACGGGGUCGUAGACCACAUGAACCGCGCCCAUUGGCUCGAGCUGCCCUCCCGUCUUGAAGCCAUCAGGAAGGUGAGAAACGUGCGUCUGAUCACAAUCAACCCGAACAUCUCGGAGGCGUCGGUGGCCCAGAGCCGCCAGAUGAACUACUCGAAGCUGAGCAGGCCGCCCGCGGACUUCGUCAACAGCUACAUGGAGGCUGCCCAACUGGACACGCAGAUGCGCAGGGAGGUUGGCAACGAAGAGUACGGCUUCUACGGCAAACUCCAGCUGGCGGGUGACGUAGCGUACCUGAAGCUGUGGACCCUUCGGAGUGGCGCCGAGCUGUUUCUGCCAACGUUGCUGUCAGGGCCACCGCUCUUCUAUCCGGAGGCUGGCGAGCCUUUCAACUACGGCACCCUCGGAGUGCUGGUAGCUAUGGCUCUGAGCGGCGCCAUCGGCCACAGGGGGGCGCGUCUGUCGGCAGCGGGCAUUGAGGAGCUCUGGUGGACGGACCAGACUCUGAAGAACUACAACGAGGCGACUCGCUGCUACGAGGAGCAAUACCGACACCUGAGCAACUCCACAGCCUCCUUCUUGGCCGAGCAGAGGGACCAGGUGUUCCUCUGGACACGGGCGGCGCGUAUCGCAUUCGAUCGGUACCGGCUCAAGUACCGGGCCCGGAUCUCGCGUGGCCGCGAGCGGCAGCUGCACGACCGCGUGUUCUUCAUGCGGCUCUGCCUGCUCACGUGCACGAGCCGGGAGGAGGUGGGCGACCUGUGGCCCCGCUUUCGCUGCCACAUGCCGGUGCUCAACAUGCGCGAGUUCUCCGAGGCCUUCUCGUGCCGCGCCGUCGACCUGCUGGGUGCCGACAAGAAGUGCCCCUUCCUCUGAUCGCCGGCGCCUUUUUUUUUUUGUUUCAUUACGCGUGUUCGUUUAUCUCUAUCUAACGCACAGAGCUUUCUUUUUUUUGCGUUCAGGUACUGUGUGCAAAAAAAUUGCGAUGGGAACAGGGAAGAAGGUCGGGCGAAAGUAAUAACGCUCUCAUCGAUGCUUAGAUAUCUUGCUUUCUUUCUUCAACUGCGCGUCAUCUUAAGAAUAGCGAAGAAUUAAUCUGCCCUUGACGAGAGAAUACGUUCGCGCGUCCGUUGCGAGUACACUGGCCUGCCUUCUACAGACAGUGACCACAUCUGCGUAUUUACCAGUGCGGUUGUGCUUUAAUAAUAUUUUACUAAAUGAACCUUAUUGUCUGCACUGAGCGUUUACUAAAUGGACCUUAUUGUCUGCAUUGAGCAUUUAAUGAGUUAGUAGUCGCCAGAUGAUCUUUAUGGGCCGCGGUAUAUGUAUAUAAAAUAAAGAGCAACUUCACGUA